Trichomonas vaginalis G3 is the source of this 1425-nucleotide messenger RNA. Its product is annotated as rRNA processing. Gene Ontology annotation, biological process: positive regulation of transcription by RNA polymerase I; rRNA processing. Gene Ontology annotation, molecular function: protein binding. The coding region runs from base 1 to 1425 and encodes 474 amino acids. Gene Ontology annotation, cellular component: nucleolus. The transcript has a single exon. NCBI's taxonomy places the organism in Eukaryota, Parabasalia, Trichomonadida, Trichomonadidae. The record is from RefSeq and is a predicted model, not a curated record.
AUGAAAGUCUUCAACAAUGUAGGCGCAGUUCCAUUUGUUGUUGGCGAAACACGCAGCAAAGAAGAAAUAGAAGAGUCAGCCGUUUGGCAAAAACUGACCGAAACUAAAAUUAUUCAGUUUAAUGCUUCGAUUAAUAGAAUUAAAUUCUCACCCCUCGAUCCAAAUCCAUUAGUUGUACUUUCUGGGCUUACAGGUCCAUGGAUUAAUGGCAAAUCAUAUACACAAGACUUCGCAUUUGCUAAAGCAAAGGCACAAUUUUCUGCUGUUGCGUUCAGAAACGAUGGUGUUUUAAUUGCACUCGGCAGAGAAGAUGGAACUGUUGAUAUUUAUCCUACAAAGGAUCACCAAACAUUACUUCGUCGUUUCAAAUUACAUUCCGGAAUUAUUCAUGAUCUUGCAUUUUCUCCAUUUUCAAACACUGUUGUUGCAGCGUGUGGAGAUGGAACUAUUCAAAUCAUGGAUGUUUCCGGUGCUAAUGAUGUUGUAGUGAUUAAAGCUCAUAAUGACGCCGUUUCAUCAAUUAUCCCUAUGGAAUCCGGAAAUAUCUGGGUUUCCGGCUCCCACGACAAGACUGUUGGUAUUUGGGACUUAAAUAAACAAGAAAAAAUCGGAUCAAUUGAAACAGAAAAUCCUGUAUCGAAUUUAGUAGCAAAAGGUAGACGUGUAUUUGCUGCCUCAUCCGAAAAUGUCGUAGCUAUUGACAUUCUCGCUAAAAUUACAAAAGUUGGAACCUUUACUUUACAUAAUCGACCGAUUGUUGGCCUUACUAUUGUCAGAUCCAACCUUGUUACGGCAUCUUCUGAUAGACAGAUCAAGAUAAUUGAUCCUGCAUCGUUCACAGUUUUAUAUACCAUUAAAAUGCACUCAGACAUCGUUAGUAUUGCAGCAUUACCUGAUGCAACCAAGUUUGCAUGCGCCCUUUCCGGCGGUGUCCUCCAGAUCCGUCAUUUACCAGAAAAAUCUCAAAAUAAGACAGAACGACCACAAGUUCAAAUGCCUGCAAACUUCAGAGUUUUCAGACCCCCGCAGAACCAACGCAAAGAAAAGUGGAAUCAGUGCUUAAUCAGAUUUGAAUUCGCAGAAGCUCUCGAUUACGCCCUGAAAGAGAGCGAUCCGGCCAUCGGAAUUGGAAUGAUUGAUGAACUUGACCGUCUUGGCGGCCUUGACGCUGCCAUUGCUGGAAGAGAUGCAAUGGGUGUCCAACCACUCCUCAAAUUCCUUAUCGCGAACGUUUCAAAUCCAACGUGGUCGUCCGUAGUUCUCAAAGCGGUUAUUGUUUUUGAGAGAAUUUACAGAAGAGUUAUUGGAGACGUUCCAGCGGUAGGAAAGAUGUUUGAUGAGCUCUCCUCGAAGAUAGGUGAGGAGCUUAAGGAACAAAGAAGAGCAGCAAUGUUGAUCGGAAAGAUAGAUUUGCUUCUCAAGUAA